AGCCACAAGCUGAGCUAUUAGAAAGCUGACUCAUCCCACUCAUGGAUGAAUGAAGCAGAGACAAGCUUGACUGUCCAAUUGGCCAAAGUGCCCCCAAGGUAGAAGUAAUGAUCAUGUCAAAUAGGGGUUCAUCCCUAGGAGCAAUAAUACUUGAAUUUCCCCAUGUCCUAGAUUUGCCCCAUCAUUCAUUGAAUCUAUAUCCACAUGUCUUGUGUGUAAGUCCACUUCAACAUCAUAUCUUGUGCUUCAACAAUUGCUAUAUGGAUUCACACAUUGUCGAUUUCCAAUCCUUAAAGAGCCUCGGAUGAAGCAAAAUAUCUUUGAACGCAUUGAGAUUUCCAUUGCACUCAAAGGGCUGUAGAAAAGACACUUAUAAGCAGUUCAACAUGCAUUACAAUGAUGGCCAUUCAUUACAAAGCAAAAACCUAGUACAUCAUAUUAAGUACAUCAACAUGGUAGCAUUCAAAUCCCUAGUAAAAUCUGACUCUUAGAUCUUUCAUAGUACAAUUGUCGAAUGAGUAGUUCCAUUUUUCUCCUUGAUUGUUGGAGCCAUAUAAAGUGUGAUGUGCUUGAUCUUUUGAUCUUGAGGCUGCUCUUGGCUCUUGUCCUUCUAAGUUUGCCCCCUGGAUUUGGCAAUUGUCCAUGAUGGAGAAAAAUGCUUGCAGUUAAAGAUCUCCUCAAUCCUCUGUUGGUCAAAGCUUUCUCCACGGAUGAAUAUUUCAACAGGUGUCUUGAUUGACGAAGAAUCGUGCUUGACCAUGUAUGAAUCCAUAUUUCAAUUGUUGAAGGCAGAGAAUCAAGCAAGAUUAUGGGAAUGCAAGAAAAGAAAUAAACAUGGAUGGGAAAUGAGUGAUAAAGGAUGCAAGAAUAUAAAUAUGCUGACAAGUGGUAAGGUGUGUGAAAUUGUAUCCUAAAACAUGAAUUUUCUUCAUUAAGUAUGCCAAGCAAAUUUCAAAGGAGAAGCUGGUGAGUUGUUGCUACCCAUUAAAUUGGCAUUCAUAGGAAAUAUCAUUCUUUUGAAAAGAAAGCAAAUGCCAUGAAGCUUGAAGAAAAAAAAAAAUGAAUGGUGUGAUACUUGGAGAAAAUGGAUGAUGUGAUGCUCCAAAAUCAUGUGCUCAAAUUAUUUUAAUGCUUAAAAGAUGGAUCUUUCAUGAAUUUAUCUUUGAAGAACCUCUAUUUCUUUUUUUUCUUUUUUCUUUCCCUUUUUUUUUUCAAAAAUGUGAAAUGCUUUGGAUUUAGUUGAAUAAAGCCCACAAGUUUGAAACAUGCAACAAAAUGCAAGAUAAUGAGAACUUCUUCGAAUGAGAGCUUGUACAUUUUUUUUUUUUUUGAAAAUCAUGACUUAAAGGACUUGAUUGAAGAACAAGAAAAUAUGAGGAUCAAAUUUGAUUUUAUUCUAAACAUGAAAUGAGCAUGAAAUGAAUGUAAAUUUGACAUGGGAUGGAAAAUGUGAUGUAAGGUUGAAUAUGAGUUGCAAUGAAAAAUGAGAUUGAAA
Rubroshorea leprosula is the source of this 1495-nucleotide messenger RNA. The record is from the annotation of a GenBank genome assembly. NCBI's taxonomy places the organism in Eukaryota, Viridiplantae, Streptophyta, Magnoliopsida, Malvales, Dipterocarpaceae.